AUGCUUGACGCUGGUCAUGCGGCGAGCCUGACUGCAUCGCAAAUCGUCCAGUCCUUCAACAUCCAACCCUACUCUGCAGCCGGCUGUCCCGUUCGGCGACAAACAUACGUCCAAAGCCCUCGGCGCGCUGUCAACGGCGUGUUUGAGGCCUCAAGGCCCGUUCUUGACACACGCCCCUUUGCCAUGGAUCCCAAUAACGGUAAAGCCAAUGGGCCAGUGAGAGACGGGCCCCCAGUCCGCGCGCGCGAGUGCCCCCCGGUUCAAGGCUGA
This is a messenger RNA of Colletotrichum abscissum, 270 nucleotides long. RefSeq lists its product as uncharacterized. The transcript has 2 exons. Lineage: Eukaryota; Fungi; Ascomycota; Sordariomycetes; Glomerellales; Glomerellaceae. The coding region runs from base 1 to 270 and encodes 89 amino acids. The record is from RefSeq and is a predicted model, not a curated record.